AUGUCCGACGCUCUCAGCGCCGAACUCACCUACAUCCGCGACCAGGUCCUGCUCAUCCGCAAACAGCCACACGCGGACUUCAGCAUCUUCGGCCGCGCCUUGCUCAACCACCUCGCGCGCGGCCUCCAUUUGUGCAGGCUCGUGGCGGAUAACGCGCAGAAGGUGCUGGAGUUUUGUAGUAGCAAAGAGAGAGAGGGUCUGCUACAUGAGAUUGAGCGGUCGACUCUGGUGGGUAUCGUUGAGCGGAGGCCGAGAGUGGAGAAGAGCUUUGAUGUGGUUAUCACCGGUAUCAUUCGCUACAUAUUAUACGAUGCCGUAACCAGGAGGCCUGCAUCUGAUGUUGUCGUCGCCACGCGAAUGUGUCUUCCGGGACAUUACGAUGGACCAGCGCGCGGAGAACCAGAGCCGUUCUGGAACGUGCUCGAGGAGGAAACUGUCAGCAGCAUAGCUAAAUCCUACGCAAUAUUCUUUCGUCGCAGGAUGGACUGGAUGGAACGGGAUGCGAACCUAUCACCCGACGACCCUGCGUGUGGCCCUGCGUUGCAAAGGCUAGAGAAAAUUGGCGAAGACUUUCUCGCAUUGAAAGAUAAGGAUCAUGAUGGGCCGUAUGAUCCCGAAGAAGCGCUGUGGGAGGCGAUUGAGAAUACGUUGCUGGAGCGUAUGAAGCGCGUCCCGAAAGAUGUCAAAAAGGUUGAGGCUAUCCAUCAAGCUGUAUUAGAACAACUACGAGACGAAUGA
This is a messenger RNA of Peniophora sp. CBMAI 1063, 738 nucleotides long. The record is from the annotation of a GenBank genome assembly. Lineage: Eukaryota; Fungi; Basidiomycota; Agaricomycetes; Russulales; Peniophoraceae.